Molecule: messenger RNA, 6841 nt
Organism: Stegastes partitus (bicolor damselfish)
Lineage: Eukaryota; Metazoa; Chordata; Actinopteri; Pomacentridae
Gene: eea1
Product: early endosome antigen 1
Exons: 29
Coding region: 111-4298 (1395 amino acids)
Biological process (GO): endocytosis
Cellular component (GO): early endosome
Molecular function (GO): 1-phosphatidylinositol binding; metal ion binding
Source: RefSeq, a predicted model, not a curated record
CGCCGCUGCUGCCUGAGCCUGGUCAGGUGUUCGUUGUUCACACACGUAAACUUUGCGUUUGGACACCCAGAUAAAACGGAUUUUGCGUCGGGACAAGGACAGUCGAGGCCAUGCUCAGACGGAUACUUCAAAUGACUCCUGGGAAGGGGGGCUCCCAGAAUGCAGAGUCAGAGCAGCCCAGCACAGACCUGAACCACGAUCAGACGUCUGAGGGCUUCAUCUGUCCUCAGUGCAUGAAGUCCCACAACUCUGCAGAGGAGCUGUUCAAGCACUAUGAGCUGUUCCACGAUACGGGAGACCUCCCUGCUCACGUGGCCCCCACUCGGGAAGACCUUACAAUGCUGCGGCAAGAGGUUCAGGACCUGCAUGCUUCUCUUAAGGAGGAAAGGUGGUUUUCUGGAGAGCUGAAGAAAGAAUUAGAUAAAGUCCAAGGACAACUGAAGCAAAACGAUGGGCCGGUGAGCCCGGAGGAUUCAGCGCUUGAGAGGAAGCUGAACGAAGCGGAGACAGAAAAGUUCAACAUCAAACAGAUGAAAGACCUGUUUGAGCAGAAGGCUGCCCAGCUGGCCACCGAGAUAGUAGACUUGAAGUCCCGCUACGACGAGGAGAAGAGCUUAAGGGAGGCUGCAGACCAGAGGUUUGCCAAACUGAACGAACAACUGCAGAAAGAGAAGCAGGAGAACGAGAGACUGCAAACAGAACUGCUGCAGCGACCGGGAGUUGAGGAUGUGGAGGUUCUGCAGAAAGAGCUGGUGCAGGUGCAGACGCUAAUGGACCGUAUGACACGAGAGAGGGAGGAGGAGUCCGAACGCCUCAAAAACCAUUACGAACAGCUGCAGGCUAAUUACGCUACCUCAGAGACGACCAUAUCCCAACUAAAGGCAGAGCUGGAGAAAGGCCCGCAGGAAGCAGCCGUCUACACGCAACAGAUCCACCAGCUGCAGAGCAAUCUGAAUAAUUUGCAGCAGCAAAGUCAGAACCUGUCUGAAAAGCUUGCACGUAAGGAAAAGGAGUAUCAAGAACUGGAGGGGCAUCUGGGAGCUGAGAAAACUGCCAAGAAGGGAGUCCAAGACAGCCUCAGGGAGAGGGAUUUGGAGGUUCAAGAGCUCCAGGCUCGAGCCACGGGGGCUGAGGCCUCUCUGCAGAAGGCCCAGACGGAGCUCACAGAGAGGGCGGAGGAUGUGGCGAAGCUGAAGAGCGAGAUCGCCGAGCUGGAGGUGAAGCACGCAGAGCUGAAGGUUGAGAGGAAACAGUUGGAACAGCAGAGGGAAGAGAAGGAAAGCCAAGGUGCUCAGCAGCAGACGGAGAUCAGUCAGCUGCACACUAAACUGCUGGAGGCAGAGAGGCAGCUGGGCGAGGUGCAAGGUCGACUGAAAGAACAGAGGCAGCUGUCUGGGGAGAAGCUAAAGGACCGCGAGCAGCAAGCAGCCGACCAGCAGCUCAAACUCUCCCGAGCGGAAGAACAGUUGAAGGAAAACGCCAGUAAGAACACAGACCUGCAGCACCAGCUGGAGAAAGCCAAGCAGCAGCACCAGGAGCUGCAGGCGCUGCAGCAAAACACCAACGGCAAACUCCGCGAGGCACAGAACGAUCUGGAGCAGGUGCUGCGUCAGAUUGGGGAUAAAGACCAGAAGAUACAGAACCUAGAGGCUCUGCUUCAGAAGAGUAAAGACAUUGUGAGUCAGCUGGAAGCAGAGAGAGAGGACUUGUGUGCCAAGAUCCAGGCCGGGGAGGGAGAGACGGCUGUCCUUAACCAACUAAAGGAGAAAAACCACGCACUGCAAGAACAGGUGACACAGUUGACAGACAAGCUGAAGAACCAAUCAGAGAGCAACAAACAAGCGCAGGACAACCUCCACAAGCAGGUCCAGGAGCAGAAGACUCUGCUGCGUUCAGCCCAGGACCGAGCUCACACCCUGGAGACCUCAGUCACUGAACUCACCGCCCAGCUCACAGACAGCAAGGACAAAGUCUCCCAGCUGGACGCUCAGCUGAAGGCAAAGACAGAGCUGCUGCUGUCUGCAGAGGCCGCCAAGGCAGCACAGAAGGCCAACCUGGAGAACAACCUGGAGACGGCUCAACAUGCACUACAGGACAAACAGCAGGAGCUGAAUAAAGUUCAGAAGAAGCUGGAGGAGCAGGCCCAAAGACUCAAGGAGAGACAUGAGCAGUGCACUCAGCUGGAAACCAGUCUGAAGGAAUGUAAAGACAAACUGUUGGCCUCAGAACAGCGUAUAGAGCAGCUGGAGGGGCUCAAUAAGAAAUUGGAGUCACAGGUAGGCGAGGUGCAGACCACACGAGACCAGGCUCAGCAGGAAGUUCAGAAGCUGCAAAAAGAGAGUUCGGAGGUCAAACGGAAAGCCAAGGAGCUGCAGCGCUCAGUGGAGACUGAGAAAGCAGGGGCUGCAAAUCUGCAAGAGGAAUUAAAGAAAAAGGCAUCCGCUCUGAGCGACGUUCAGCAGCAGCUGGAGCGCUGUGAGAAAGAGAUAGUCGCUCUCAAGGUUAACGUGGACAAGGUGACUCAGGAGGGAAAGACUCAGCAUGCAGAGCUGGACAGGAAAGCUCAGGGUCUGGCAGCAGACCUACAAAAAGCCCAGCAGGAGAAAGAGGCUCAAAGGAAGGAGCUUGUCUCUGCUCAGGAGAGUCUAGGAAAGACUAAUAAGGCACUGAAAGAAAGUCAGAGUCAGCUGGAUACUGAGAAGAAGAACCAUAAAUCAGCCAUGGAGGAGAAGGAAAAAUCAAACGAAAAAGCAAGACAGGAGCUUCUCAAAAAUAACGAUGCCACCACCAAGGCAAUGAAAGAAUCUAAAGAGCAGCUGGAGCAGAUGAGAGAGGCAGAGAAAAAGUUGAAAGUGCAGCUGACAUCAUUCGAACAGCAACACUCAAAGACUCAGGGGACACUGAAGGAAAAGGAGAACGAGUUGGAGAAGCUGCGGGCACAACUAAAGACGACCCAGGGGUCCUUGGAGGAGGAGGUGAAGAAACUGAAGAGCCAAGUCGUACAGUUACAAGAAGUCGGAGUCAAGAAAGCAGAGGAGGAGAGUAAGCUGAAGGCCCAGGUGUCCGGGCUCGGCCAGGAGUUGAGCUCAGAGAAGAGCCGGACGGCAGAGCUGCAGAAGGCCUUGGAGCAAAGCAAGGAAAGCCUCACCAAGCUUCAGUCCGACUUCUACGGAAAGGAGUCCGAGGUUUCUGCCCUGCGUCAAGACCUUAAGGCAUCACAGGAGAAAGUGAGCCUGGCCCAGGAGGAGCUGGCUGCUAAUCGAACCCACCAGACGGGUUUAGAGGCUCAGAUCCAGGAGCUGAAAACGGGCCGGGGCUCGUUGGAGCAGGAGCUCGCCAAACGAGACCAGAAGCUCCAGCAGCAGGAACAAACCCUGAAGGAUCUACAGAAGCAAAAGGGUCAAGUUAAGGAGGAACUGGAGAAGGAGAAGAGCAACAUGGAGGAGCUGAACAAAGCCAAGAGCGUUCUGGAAAAGAACAACACCAGACUGACUUCGGAGUUAAAAACACUAAAAGAGAAGAGCGAGAAGGAGCUGGUUGAGCUGCGGGAAGCCAAACAGCUGUUGAUCCAGCAGAAGCUGGAGCUGCAGGGUCAGGUGGAGGCGGCGCAGGGGGCCCUCAAGCAGGAGCAGAAGGAGCAUCAGUCCACCAAGGACAGCAGGAGCCAGAGAGAGGAGCAGCUCCUCGCCCAAACCAAGGAUGUCCAGGAUCAGUUGGCGGCGGAGAAGCGAGCCAGAGAAGAGCAGGUGAAGCGUGGGGAGGAGGCGGAAGCUAAGAUGGGCGUGCAGGUGACGGCUCUGAAUGAGAACGUGGCCACGUUGAAGAGGGAAUGGCAGGGCAGCCAGAGGAGAGUCAGUGAGCUGGAGAAACAGACGGAUGAGCUGAGAGGGGAGAUCGCCGUGCUGGAGGCCACCGUCCAGAACAACCAGGACGAGCGACGGGCUCUCCUGGAAAGGUGUGUGAAGGGCGAGGGCGAGAUCGAGAAACUGCAGGCCAAAGUGGUGGAGCUGAGGAGGAAACUGGACGACACGACGGCCGCCAUGCAGGAGCUGGGCAGAGAGAACCAGUCGCUUCAGAUCAAGCAGUCGCAAAGUCUGACCAGAAAGUGGGCCGAGGACCACGAGGUGCAGAACUGCAUGGCCUGUGGGAAAGGCUUCACCGUCACUGUCAGGAAGCACCACUGCAGACAUUGUGGAAACAUUUUCUGCGCAGAGUGUUCGUCUAGGAACGCCCUCACGCCGUCCUCUAAAAAGCCAGUACGGGUGUGCGAGACGUGCUUCGAGGAGCUCCAAGGCUGAUUCUUUUCCACUCAUCCCUUUAACCUCCCCUCCCUUAAACCUCCCCUUCACCCUCUUCCCCCCCCAUCCCUUUCUAUUCCAGCGGGCAGAAGAAGGCAUGUCUUUGUCAUUUUUUAAAUGUGCACUAUAAAGGACAGACCCAGUGCAAAGAUUCCCACCUGCACGCGAUUUCCAGCUCCGGUGUGGAGGCAAAUAACUGAAGGUAUUUACUGAGGAGACACCGGAGCCGUAUGAGGGGGGACGGGGUGGGAUCGGUUGGGAUUGUCUGUAUCUGUUUUUGUGCCUUUGCUACUCCUGUGGACUGCCAGAGAGCGGAGACAGAGAUCAUCACCCGUCUCUUUUUAAGUUCAUCUUCACAUCUCCAUCGUCGUUUUUGGUUGUGAGGUGGUUGCUUUGCACGUUGUUGAAAGGUUUGGCAUCAGGUGGAGGGUCGGUGUGAGAGAACUUCUGCCCCACAAAGUUAAUGCGAGUAACUUGUUGUCUGUGUGUAACUCAAUCCGAUCGCAACGUACGUUUUGAUUUUUAAAGCAAGAAAGUUCUGAUAAUCUGGAGGUGCAGCAGUAGUUUUAUGUGGUUUCUCAACUUAACUGAUGAGUUCAGUUUGUUCAUUUGACUCCAAACAAGAUUUGUUAGUUUAUCAGCUGAUUAUUUUUGAUGUUUUGUACAAGAUCUCAUAAAGAAGAGAUUUUAAAUUUUCAGAAAUGUGCAUCAAGUUUUCUUAUUCACAUUCGUAAACGGCACUAUUUCAGUAGAACUCUGUGCUGUACGGUGAAAUAAUUCCAGUUUUAGGUUCAACAAUCCAGUCGAUUUGUGCACCAGCUACCUUCUAUACACAAAGUCAGAUCCGUUACUGCGUGUUUCCUUUGUGCGGCAGAGCGUCGGUGAAUCCGUAACAAGUAUUCAGCCUAUUUCAUGACCAAAGAAUGUCCGCAGCAGGAAAACGGUUCGAGGCGAAAAGCCUUGAGCUCGUUUCACAUUUCAGUGUUUUUUCAAAGUGUCGUCUGAAAAGCUUUUGAGUUUUCAAUCACAGGGUCUGACGUUUUUAUCUCGAAAACAGCAUUUAUGGCGAUCGGAGAGGCUUUUUUUUAAUGUACAGUUGUUGUUUUUUGUGCCACAUUUCUCUUUGUGUGUUAUUUUCUACAAAUCGUGGUGCUUUCCGCAGACUGGUGAUGCAGUCAUUGAAGGUGCCUGCAUGUUUUUUUUUGUUUUUUUUCCUGCUGCUUGUCUCCACUUAACAGCACUGACUAUACUGCUGUAGCUGUGUGUGUGUGUGUGUGCGCGUGUGUGUGCUUCGAAGCAAUAACCGUGGCUGUGUGUGAAGUUGCCGUAACAAGAGUGUGUGUGUUUUAGAGUUUAGGCCUGCUGCUGCUGCCGCCGCCGCUGCUGCUGCUGCGUGUGCCGAGAUGCACUGUAUGUAUGAAUGAAUGAAUGUCAGCUGCUCAGAACCUCAGUAUCUCUCUGGCACGUUGUUCGGGGGACUUCGUUGCUGCUUUCAGGUACAGCGGUUACUGUCGGUUCUCUGUCCAACUGGCCCGCAGCUGAGAACACUGUAGAAGCUCAUUCGUUUAGUUUUGUAGCCGUCGACAGAUACCGGUGGGAUCUCUUGUGCAAUUGUCAGUAGACUGGAGCAGGUGACGACACUGUAAGCCAGGCGACAGCAAAGCAGCUCGUUUCAGGCAAAUUCGGUCUCUUGUGCUUGUUUGCUGGUUACAAAACAAUGUCAGUUGCAAUCUCUCAAAAGAACGCCUGUCUCUCUCUCUCUCUCUCUCUCUCUCUUUGUUAUUUUAUUUUAUUUAGCAUCGCAUUGGUUUUGUUAUGUCUACCUCAGAUUGGCACAGGAAAAGCACUAUUUCUAAAUGAUAGAAAUCACAAAUGUGGCAUCUUUGCCGGCAUUUGAUUAAGGAUUUGUGAGCGAUCUAUCAUGUUGUACAGUCCCUGAAAUCUAAGAGAGAUGAUUUGCACCUUAUCGUAUUCUGGGCUCGUCUGUAUGAGCAGCCAGCCACAAACGUAGGACCACCAACUUUAUACAGGCUUCAGCAUUUCUAGCCCCAAAUGUACUUAACUGCUCAUUAAUACUAAGGCUGUCAUAAUUAUCUUUGUAAAUGUUUGUAAUGAAAGAGAAAAAUGAAAUAUAUAACACUUGUGGAUGUAGAACCAUGACAACAGUGAAACCGUGUGGAUUCAUCAGUGUCUUACUCAUUUUUACAAAAUGGCACCACAGACGUGUACACACUGAAUUGUGGCUUGCUUCGUGUUGCUGUCAGUUAUCAUGCAUGAUGACUUAACUGGCCUGUGGCUCACACGUUUUUUCCUCCAUGUUUAGUCAUCAUUUUUUUGGUGGUUUGUGAAGGUGUGCCUUAGGCCAACAUCCUGCACGUCACCGCCGGCCGUCGGCGGUGACUCUGCACCAUGUUAUCACCGGAGUCAGCGUGACUUCAGCUCAGCUGAACGGACAAGAGAAGUAAUUUAUGUUCACAUGCACCAGUUGAUUUUCUAAUUCAUUGUUAUGACAAAACCUAAAUAAAACCUACGGUAUGUUUCUA